This is a messenger RNA of Lasiosphaeria miniovina, 432 nucleotides long. RefSeq names its product thioredoxin-like protein. Gene Ontology annotation, molecular function: protein-disulfide reductase activity. Gene Ontology annotation, cellular component: cytosol. The transcript is spliced from 3 exons. The record is from RefSeq and is a predicted model, not a curated record. Lineage: Eukaryota; Fungi; Ascomycota; Sordariomycetes; Sordariales; Lasiosphaeriaceae. Bases 1 to 432 code for a protein of 143 amino acids.
AUGACUGUCCACAUCAUCGAGACUGCCUCGCAGUUCAAGGAGACGAUUGCCAGAGAGAAGGGCCUCGUCGUCGUCGACGCGUUCGCGACAUGGUGCGGCCCCUGCAAGGCUAUCGCGCCCGUUAUUUCCAAGUGGUCCAACCUCGACGAGUACAAGGACAAGGUUCACUUCACAAAGUUUGACGUUGACGAACUCCCCGAACUCGCCCAGGAGCUUGGCAUCCGCGCCAUGCCCACCUUCGUCUUCUUCAAGGACGGCGAGAGGCUCACCCAAUUCUCCGGCGCCAACCCGCCUGCCCUCGAGGCACUAGUCAAGAAGCACACGUUCGAGGAGUCGAGCCCCGUGGAGAAGGAGGCGAGCCCUGUGGAGGCGAGCCCUGUGGGGGCGAGCCCUGUGGGAAAGGAGUCGAGCCCCGACUCUGAGAAGGAGUAA